AUGGUGGCCUCGAAAUUGUCUGGCCUCAAGGGUCUCAUCAACAACGCCGCCAUGGAAGAAGCGGCCGCCAAGAACAUUAAGUGCAAAUGGCGGUCCGUCCAGUCCGUCGUCGUGUCCUCCGCCGUGGUCCUGUGCUUGCUCCUCUACGCCUCGCGCUUCUCCGCGCCCACCCCGUACGGCGCCACCGGCUUGUUCGGGCCGCGCGCUGGCGGCGACGCGGAGGAAGACGGCGGCGCGCUGGUUCUUGACAACCAGGUGCGAUCCCCGUGCUCGUCGCUGCUCAGCCACAGCAUCUGCUGCGACCGCUCGGACUACAACGCCGACGCCUGCUUCAUGGUCGGCGACGUGCGCACGGACGCCGCGUCCCUGUCGCUCCUGCUGUUCCCGCCGCAGGUGCCGGCGCCCGGCGCCACCGCGGAGGAGGAGCGGAUACGGCCCUACACUCGCAAGUGGGACGGGAAAAUCAAUGGAACAAUCCCCGAAGUGCGGCUCCGGGUGGCCCGGCCGGAGGAGGCCGCCGAGCACCGGUGCGACGUCCGGCACGACGCGCCGGUCCUCGUCAUGACGGCGGGGGGCUACAACCACAACUACUUCCACGCGUUCAACGACGGGUUCUUGCCGUCCUGGCUGAUGGUGCAGCACCUCCGCCGCCGCGUCGUGCUCGCGGUCCUCGCAUACAACCCGCGGUGGGCCGGCACGUACAAAGAGAUCAUCUCCGGCCUCUCAGGCUACCACGUCAUCGACCUGCUCAAGGACAAGAGGACGCAUUGCUUCCCCGGUGCCAUCGUCGGGACCCGCUUCCACGGCUACCUCACCGUCGACCCCGCCAGGCUGCGGGACAAGAAGACCAUCGUAGACUUCCACCAGUUUCUCGCCGGCGUGUACGAGUCGUCCCAACAAGGCAGCAAGCCGGCCGAGAUUGUAGUACGGCGGCGGCCAAGGCUCGGGAUCGUGUCGCGCAGGGGGACCCGCGUGAUCGAGAACCAGGCGGCCGUGACGCAGCUCGCGACAUCGAUGGGGUUCGACGUGGACAUCCUGGAGACGCCGGCCAACGACAAGCCGCUCUCCGCCGUGUACGCGUCCGUGAGCGCGUGCGACGCGCUGGUGGGCGUGCACGGCUCCGACAUGACCAGCUUCCUGCUCCUGCGAGGCGGCGCGGCAGUCACCCAGAUCGCGCCGCUGGGCCUCGCCCAGCUCUCGCGCGACCUCUUCGGCACGCCGGCCCUCAAGAUGGGGCUGCACUACGAGCAGUACGACGUGCGCGGGCACGAGAGCUCGCUGAGCCGCAGGUACUCUCUGCACCACGUCGUCGUGGCCGACCCGGAGAGGGCGAAGCUGAAGCAGGGGAGCAGCAACGAGUGGGAAUGGGACUGGGACUUCAUCGGGCGCGUGUACCUGGACGGGCAGAACGUGAGCCUGGAUCUGGCCAGGUUCAGGGAGACGCUGGCCAGGACGCACUCUCUACUCCUGCAGCAACAAGAACGGGUGUGA
Molecule: messenger RNA, 1491 nt
Organism: Phragmites australis (common reed)
Lineage: Eukaryota; Viridiplantae; Streptophyta; Magnoliopsida; Poales; Poaceae
Product: xylan glycosyltransferase MUCI21-like
Exons: 1
Coding region: 1-1491 (496 amino acids)
Molecular function (GO): glycosyltransferase activity
Source: RefSeq, a predicted model, not a curated record